Sardina pilchardus (European sardine) is the source of this 1031-nucleotide messenger RNA. It is a transcript of the gene trappc1, whose product is annotated as trafficking protein particle complex subunit 1. The record is from RefSeq and is a predicted model, not a curated record. The transcript has 5 exons. Gene Ontology annotation, biological process: endoplasmic reticulum to Golgi vesicle-mediated transport. Gene Ontology annotation, cellular component: TRAPP complex. Bases 84 to 527 code for a protein of 147 amino acids. Lineage: Eukaryota; Metazoa; Chordata; Actinopteri; Clupeiformes; Clupeidae.
CCGUUGUUUCUUGUCUAUUAAAGUGCUGUUAAUAAUAUUUAAUGUGAUAGCUUGUUAAUAAAAUCCUCUCGGGACGACAUGGUAUGAACAUGACCGUUCACAACCUGUACAUCUUCGACCGGAAUGGCACAUGCCUCCAUUACAGCGAAUGGAACAGGAAAAAACAGGCAGGCAUCUCCAAGGAGGAGGAGUUUAAGCUGAUGUAUGGAAUGCUGUUUUCCAUUCGAUCUUUUGUCAGUAAGAUGUCUCCACUGGACAUGAAGGAUGGCUUUGUGUCCUUCCAGACAAGUCGCUAUAAGCUGCACUACUAUGAGACACCCACUGGCAUUAAGAUCAUCAUGAACACAGACCUCGGUGUGCCCAACUGCAGAGACAUCCUGCACCAGAUAUACAGCACGCUAUAUGUCGAGUACAUCGUCAAGAACCCACUGUGUGUGUUGGGAGACACCCUGCAGAGCGAGCUCUUCAACAGCCGACUCGACUCCUUUAUCCGUGCCCUUCCCUUCUUCAGUGCCCGUGCCGCCUAAACCUGACCCAAGAUCAUCUUAAGCUGUUGGGCAUCUUGCUGUGCACUUCUUUCUGGUCCACAUCACACACUGAUCCCAGCACAGCUACAAAUGUAAAGGUUACGCCAGGCCCUAUAGAAUAACUGCAACAGAACAUCAAAGUAGAUAGCAUACAAAUCUCACAAUGGCAAAAUACUGUAUGGUGCUAUGACGAAACAAAAUCACUCACAUACCAGACAAGUUAGUGGAAAGGCAUUGUCUUUAUUUGGUCUUUGGUAAAGAUAAUUAUGCCAAGUGGGUAAAUAUUAAAAUCGCAACCUAUGCCAACAUUUCAUUCCUUGUGAGUUAUAUUAUAGGUUGUUUAUAACAUUUUAGUUGUUUUUUGAUCUUGGCAUACUUAUAUUAUAGUAGAAUUAUGUAUUUUAUGUAAGAAUGUGUUUAUUUUUUAAAUCAGGAGAAAUAAGGCCUGCUCUCUGAUUGUGAAGAAAUUGAACAUUAAAGAUCACACAGAUGUCGCUGACAAAA